AUGGCACUGCGCGACAAACUGUUAGUCGGUGUUAGGAGUAAAGAGGUGCAAAGUCGAAUGUUAGAAGAGGAGGAUUUAAAUCUGGCCAAGGCUGAACGAAUUAUAAUCAAUCGCGAACAAGCAGAAGAACGUGCAUCUAAAAUUAAUGGAGAACCUUCCAGGGUCAGUGCAGUCGAGCGUCAUGGUUCAAGACGAGUUUCGUUUACACGAGAUAUUUCACCGGUUUAUUCGAGUUUUCGCGGUAGGAGUCGUGAUCGUCGUGGUCGUGAAAGGAAUGCCAGGAUUUACAAUGAUACGCGUAGCAGGAGUAAUUCGACACCACGCAAACGAGAACAUAGGCAACUUUAUUGCACAUUUUGUCGCCGAACUGGGCAUAUUCGGAAAUAUUGUUAUGAUCAAAAACGUAUGAAACCUGCCGUCAAUUCUGUUGCAAUAGAACCAAAGGAGCACGUUUUUAAACGAGAAGAUUUAUCUGAGCGUUUACGUAAAGCAAGGCUAUCGGAAUCGGAAGAUGAAAUGAAUGUUCUUAUGGUUUCUUCGAACAAGCGUAACAAUCCGUGUAUGAUCGAUGUAGAAGUGGACGGUGUCAUGCUGCAAAUGGAGGUCGACAGCGGUUCCGCGGUUUCCGUUAUGUGCAGGAAGACGUAUGAAAGUUUUUUCAAACAUAAACCGCUCCGCUGCUGCUCUUUGAAUUUGGCUGUGGUGGAUGGAGCUCGUUUGAAAGUCAUCGGUAGUAUUUCGGUGCAUGUUCGUAUCGAUAAAAGGCAGAAAUAUGCAACUUUGGUGGUUUUGGAAAGCUCUAAACGUUUCAUGCCGUAG
Molecule: messenger RNA, 819 nt
Organism: Uranotaenia lowii
Lineage: Eukaryota; Metazoa; Arthropoda; Insecta; Diptera; Culicidae
Exons: 1
Coding region: 1-819 (272 amino acids)
Molecular function (GO): zinc ion binding; nucleic acid binding
Source: RefSeq, a predicted model, not a curated record